AUGUCCAACAAUCAGUCGCAGGAUGGGGCCGAUCUCCAACGUGUCAAUUCUUACCAAGUGAGAAUACACCAAGUGCUCGCUAGACCUCCAUGCUAAUCUACAGCAGUGGCCGUCCGGACACGUCGGACAACUGACGCCCAAGCAAACCGCCGCUCUCGACGACUUCAAGUCCCUCUGCCAAAGCAAAGGUUACUUCUCUCCUGGCGAUGACAAGACUCCCGCCUCCCACGACGACGAGACUCUCCUCCGCUACCUCCGCGCAAGGAAGUUCGCUCCGGAGGAUGCUUUUGGACAAUUCAAGGACACGGAAGAUUGGAGGCAAGAAAACAAGUUAGAGAGUCUCUACGAAACGAUCGAUGUAGACGAAUACGAGCAAACGAGGAGACUAUACCCUCAAUGGACUGGGAGGAGAGACAAGAGAGGGAUCCCCUUCUAUGUCUUCGAGGUCGCAAUUCUGGACCCGAAAGAGGUCACCGCAUACGAGAAGGACUCCGAUCGCAAAAAGACGAAAGACGGGAAAGAUCAGAUACCGUUGGUCUCCAAGGUCCCUAGGAAGAUGCUGCGUCUCUUCGCGCUUUAUGAGAACCUCUGUCGCUUUGUCUUGCCUCUCUGCUCCGCGAUCCCGGAUAGACCCCACGCUGAAACACCCAUCAGCCAGAGCUCGAACAUCGUCGACCUAAAUGGUGUAGGGUUCAAGCAGUUCUGGAACCUCCGUGCCCAUCUGCAGGACUCUUCACGCCUCGCGACUGCGCACUAUCCCGAGACUCUAGAUCGCAUCUUCGUUGUGGGCGCCCCAUCAUUCUUCUCCACGAUUUGGGACUUCGCAAAACGUUGGUUCGAUCCCAUCACAGUACAAAAGAUCUCGAUUCUGAACCAAACAAACACGCUCUCCACUCUCGAGAAAUUCGUGGACAUUAAAAACAUUCCUAAGAAAUACGGAGGACAGCUUGAGUGGAGUUUUGGCGAGAUGCCGAACCUAGAACCGGAAAUUGCCCGUGCGAUGCGUUGGAAGAGCAACUUGAAGAAUAAGGCGGGAUUCAGGACGCUACCGAUAGGGCCGAUCAUGUGGAGGUAUGAUGGAGAUGGAGAUCUCGUGGCGGUCGCUACUGGGACCGAGAACGGGAAGGUGAGGGAUGAGGUAUGUCUACUAUGUUUCCUUCUCCCGACUGUAACAUGCUUUCUGCGAGUGAGAUCUGGUUGUCUUGGCACGUUUCUCGAAGAAGCUCAAGACCUCAAGGCUCCACGGUCUGGACCUGCAGAUCCAUCUCUCUGCAGUUUGUGGGGCUAGCUAGUGCAAUCUGGUUGGAUCUCUUUACGACAAGGCUGAGCUCCCUGGCUAACGUCAUUUCUUCGCUUUCCUUUAGGCGCUCGCGGGGCUACAUCCUGAAGCUCACGUAGCUCGACUUGCUCUCUCUCCCGGGCGAAACCCACAAUCACAAUUAUUCGCUGUAGUUUCCGGUGCAGGUGCUACGACGGUAGCUUCUGAGGGCAAGCACAAGAAUACCACGACCGGAGGUACCACGACAGCUUCUCCCGAAACAACAACGAACGGCCAGAUGGCUGCGACUACAACGGCCGCGAAGGAUCAUGCCGAUCUCGACAUCGGCAAGAGUCCAGACUCCGCAGUUCAAAAUACAAGUCGUGCUGGUACCUACACCAUUCCUUCACCGGACGAGGAUGUUCGCCAAGGCACUUCUUCCACCAAACUUGAACAGCAGCGCAACACCCACGCCGUCGGAACUCUAGCGGAAGGGACGCCCGAAACUCGCGGCGCAUCAAACUCUCAGCAUGCUGUCAUGGAGCCGAGGACCGUUGGUCAGGCACCCAAAGAGACACCCUUGUACCGUGAAGAAGGGGAGGAUAAAACUCUAGUGGGGACAGCGCAGGAAUAUGCUGGACAGGCGGUGGAGACGGCGAAGCAGGUUCCUGCCAUGGCGAUGGGUGCUCUGGGUCUUGGGGAGAAGCAAGAAGCGCAAGAAGCGCAAGAGUCAAAGGAACCCGUCGUGGAGCCGAGAAUCGAUGGGAUGGAAAGCCAUCAGGUCGAGGAGUUUAUCCGGGCGAAGAAUAUGAGCCGCGAGGUGCAGGAUGGGGCGCAGAAGUGA
This is a messenger RNA of Lecanosticta acicola, 2102 nucleotides long. The record is from the annotation of a GenBank genome assembly. Lineage: Eukaryota; Fungi; Ascomycota; Dothideomycetes; Mycosphaerellales; Mycosphaerellaceae.